This is a messenger RNA of Trypanosoma cruzi, 1287 nucleotides long. RefSeq lists its product as uncharacterized. Lineage: Eukaryota; Euglenozoa; Kinetoplastea; Trypanosomatida; Trypanosomatidae. Gene Ontology annotation, molecular function: S-adenosylmethionine-dependent methyltransferase activity. The coding region runs from base 1 to 1287 and encodes 428 amino acids. The transcript has a single exon. The record is from RefSeq and is a predicted model, not a curated record.
AUGACUUCCCCACAAGAUGUCCAUCCGUUGGCGCCGCCGCCGUACCCGCUUGGGGCCGAGCUGGAUCCCAACUUUAUUCCUCAACACGAUGGCAACCUUCAUUGGCCGCUGCUGUCGCCUUGUGAAAAUGACGACAUGCACGAAGACCACAUUAGCUUCCUACGCACCGUUAAUGCGUUCCGCUCCUACAGAAAGCAGGCGAUGGGUGUUCGAGAUAUGCGUUUAAAUAACUUUAUGAAGUUUCAUCAACAGCAUAAGCAAACCCUAUGCAUUGACUUGGAACGUAUGUUCAGCAAGUACCUUGAGUGCAUUGAGACUAACAGUUGCUUUUUUGAAUCUAUUUGUAACGUCUCCUCGGAACUCUUUGAUACCUACUGGCCUAAGGGAACCACUGUUCGGCCUGAGGAUGUCCCGGAGCCCACCCCGCUAGAUAUUGACAAGGUGUUUACAACACUCCGUCAGUUUGUGCGGGAUUGGUCCGCAGAGGGCGCCCCUGAAAGGAACUCUGUUUAUAUGCCCGUUCUUACCACACUGGAGAAUUCCUACCCCGACCGCGCGGCACGAGCGGACGUGAAAAUUCUUGUUCCCGGUGCUGGUUUAUGCCGUCUUUCUGUCGAGCUGGCUUUGCGUGGUUUUGCUGCACAGGCAAAUGAGUUCAGUUACCACAUGCUUAUUGCGGGGCACUACAUUCAAAAUCACGUUGUGUCCUCCUGUCAGCACACCAUCUACCCCUACGUUGACAACACUAGUAAUCUUGUGAACCGAGAGGAUCAGUUUGUGGAUGUGCGCAUUCCCGAUUUGUGUGCCUUUGAGGCUAUUGACGGCCUUAAUGGGGAGGAGCAGCAUUUCUUUGGUGAACUCUCAAUGGUGGCGGGUGAUUUCACGGAGGUUUACACCAAGGAGCACCAACGCAAGAGUUGGAAUGCUGUGGCGACCUGCUUUUUUAUUGACACGGCUCACAACAUUGUGGAGUACAUAGAAAUCAUUUACAACCUUCUUGUACCAGGAGGGUACUGGGUGAAUGUUGGACCACUUCUGUACCACUUUGCGGAUUCCUCAGAUGACAUGUCAAUUGAGCUUUCAUUAGGGGAGGUGCUCACAGUGGCGCAGCGCAUCGGAUUUGUUCUUCUUCGCCAACCGGAGUUUAUUGACACAACAUACACAAACAAUAAUCGAAGCAUGAAGCAACUGGUUUAUAGAUGUGCCUUUUUUCUACUUCAGCGGCCGCUUACAGAAGAACAGGAACGAGAACAGCAGGACGGAAAACUCACGGUGGAAAAGAUCUAA